Molecule: messenger RNA, 543 nt
Organism: Pestalotiopsis fici W106-1
Lineage: Eukaryota; Fungi; Ascomycota; Sordariomycetes; Amphisphaeriales; Sporocadaceae
Exons: 1
Coding region: 1-543 (180 amino acids)
Source: RefSeq, a predicted model, not a curated record
AUGUCUUUUAUGCUCUUCAACGACAACUUGUGUGGGCACCCCUUUUCAAACAGUUUUAUAGCACCCAGCCUCAAUCAAUGUUGGAGGACAACCUGGGGUGCAAGGUCUCUUUAUAUCGCGAACCUACCUGCAUGCGAAAACGGCGGAACACCGACCCUGUGGGUUGCAGCGAGCGGCGGCUGUUGGACGAAUUGGGGACGCAGCAGCGGCGGCGAAGGCGAACAACUAGACGACGACGACGAUGACACGGAAAAGGCCAUAAUGGCCAAGAGACAAAACAUGCCGGGCAUGUGCCUGUCGUCGUCGGACGGCGACGCCAACUCCAUGUACUGGUACAGUUUUAGCGACACGGCAACCUGUCACACCCUGCCCUGCCAGCAGGCGAUCCAGUAUACCAAAUUCGUCUGCUCGGGCGCGGCCUAUGCGGUGACUACCUCGGACUCGACGGCCAUGUUUGCCAUCAAGACGCCGAUUGUGGUGCUCUUUUUGUUCCAGAUGGUGCUGGUGGCUUCCAUGAUAAUAUACAAUGCUCUUGAACUUUGA